GUCUCAGCCACGUCUGUCAAUUCGGUAUCGAAUCUGUCACCUCAAAAUAUUUAUGAAAACUCAAUGAGCAAUAAGUGUAUACAGCAAAGAUGACUGACAGAUGGCCACCUGAAUCCUCCAUCUUACACAUUGAAGUCGUCGGUUGUCCGUAUAAUGACUAACUUUCGGGCGUCUCCACAUCCUGCCCGAACAUCGCGAAAAGCCUCUUCCAACCUCCCGGUCCGCGCAAAGAUACUGAAUUAUCUAUACUAAGGCUUCCAGUGGCUUCAGAAAAGCCCGAUAGUCUAUAAAAUGGCCCUGGAUCUCUCCGUCUAUCUGGUCACCGACUCGACCCCUGUGAUCCUCAAGGGUCGGGAUCUGUGCACGGUUGUUGAAGAGGCCCUGAAAGGAGGUGUCACUAUUGUCCAAUAUCGCGAGAAGAAAGCCGACACUGGGGCUCAAAUAGAGACCGCCAAGAAGCUGCAUCAGAUCUGCAAGGCUUAUGGAGUACCGCUGCUAAUCAACGACCGUGUGGACGUUGCCCUCGCGGUAGGAGCGGAGGGUGUCCACCUCGGCCAAGAUGACAUGACAAUCGAAGUUGCCAAGAAGCUGCUCCCCGAGAAUGCUAUCAUCGGCAUCAGCGCGGGAACUGUCGAGGAGGCCCAGAAAGCGAUCGCGGCGGGUGCCGACUAUCUCGGCAUUGGAACCAUGUUUGCUACCCCUACCAAAACAAACACAAAAUUGAUCCUGGGCACAGCCGGCACCCAAGCCAUUCUGGAAGCUAUCUCCGAUACGGGCCGGACUGUGGGAACCGUCUCUAUCGGUGGCAUCAACCAGUCGAACGUGCAGCGUGUCUUGUACCAGUCCCGCGCGCCGAAGAAGGCCCUGGAUGGUGUUGCCAUCGUCAGUGCCAUCAUGGCUGCUGACGAUCCCAAGGCUGCAGCGGCGGAGUUUGUGAAGCUUGUCGCCCACCCACCUCCAUUUGUCCAGAGUGGCCCAGCGGCUUCGACGCGGGACACCGCCACACUCAUUGAGCAAGUUCCCCAAGCAGUACAGGAUAUGGUCAAGGCUCACCCGCUGGUCCACAAUAUGAUCAACUAUGUUGUGGCCAACUUUGUUGCCAAUGUCGCUCUCUCAAUAGGCGCUUCUCCGAUCAUGUCUCCGUACGGCGACGAAGCCGUGGAUCUCCGCGAAUUUGGCGGGGCCUUGGUGAUCAACAUGGGCACACUCACCAGCGAGAGUAUUCCGAAUUAUCUCAAGGCCUUGAAGGCAUACAAUGAGCGCGGGAACCCCGUAGUGUAUGACCCCGUCGGCGCAGCGGCGACUAGCAUCCGUCGAGGCACUGUCAAGCAGCUGAUGGCGGGCGGGUACUUUGAUCUCAUCAAGGGCAACGAGGGUGAGAUCCGACAGGCAUACGGCAGCAGCGGGGUAACGCAGAGAGGUGUCGACAGCGGGCCGAGCAGCCUCGACGGUCAAGCAAAGGCUCGGUUGGCUCUUGAGCUUGCCAAACGAGAGAGGAACCUCGUCCUUUUGACCGGUGCAGUUGACUACCUGAGCGACGGCGAGCGCGUCAUUGCCGUGGAAAACGGUCACGAACUGCUCGGACAGGUCACAGGCACUGGCUGUGCUGUUGGAACUGUCUCCGGAUGCUUCCUGGCAGCCAACCCGAAAGACAAGCUUCUUGCCGUGCUGGCGGGUCUGUUGAUGUACGAGAUCGCAGCCGAGAACGCCGCGGCGAGGGGGGAUGUGCGGGGACCGGGAAGUUUUGUUCCUGCUUUCCUGGAUGAACUGUAUGCGAUCCGGCAGGCAGCUUCGAAGGGGGAUGGCAGCUGGCUUAGUGGACGUGCAAAGGUGAGGGAGAUUGAUUUGUAGGUAGAUGUAGAUAGGUUGAAUUACUUGGGUGUAGUUAUAGCGCUGGCACAAUAGUCAUCAAUAUUUCUG
Messenger RNA from Aspergillus saccharolyticus JOP 1030-1, 1920 nucleotides. RefSeq names its product bifunctional hydroxyethylthiazole kinase/thiamine-phosphate diphosphorylase. The transcript has 8 exons. Gene Ontology annotation, biological process: thiamine biosynthetic process. NCBI's taxonomy places the organism in Eukaryota, Fungi, Ascomycota, Eurotiomycetes, Eurotiales, Aspergillaceae. The coding region runs from base 292 to 1851 and encodes 519 amino acids. Gene Ontology annotation, cellular component: cytoplasm. Gene Ontology annotation, molecular function: magnesium ion binding; ATP binding; hydroxyethylthiazole kinase activity. The record is from RefSeq and is a predicted model, not a curated record.